AGGAUCCCCGAAGAGCCAGAAAGGAUUCCUGAGGAGCCAGAAAGGACUCCCGAGGAGCCAGAAAGGAUCCCCGAGGAGACAGAAAGGACUCACGAAGAGCCAGAAAGGACUCCCGAGGAGCCAGAAAGGACACCUGAGUAGACAGAAAGGACUCACGAAGAGCCAGAAAGGACUCACGAAGAACCAGAAAGGAUCCCCGAGGAGCCAGAAAGGAUCCCCGAAGAGCCAGAACGGAUCCCCGAGGAGCCAGAAAGGAUUCCUGAAAAACCAGAAAGGAUCCCCGAAGGGCCAGAAAGGACCACCGAAGGGCCAGAAAGGAUCCCCGAGGAGCCAGAAAGGAUCCCCGAGGAGCCAGAAAGGACCACCGAGAGCCAUCUGUGCUCCUGCCCGUGCACCCUGCGCUUCUCCCCGCUCCCACCGCCCGGCCGCAGCUCCCGCGGAGCCUCCGCCGGCCGCCUCUGCUCCCGCCCCGCAUCCCUGCGGCUUCUCUGGGGUGAAGAUGAGUGCUGAAGAGAUUCUGGUGCGUGCAGUAGAACUUGGAAAAAAUUUCUGCCUCUAUUUUGAUGAGCUGGAGUGUGAUGCCCUCUGCAAGGAAAGGACUCUGCACCGAGUGCUGAGGAAUGUGAAGAGCCAACUGCUCGUGGUGCGCCCCGACCUGAACGCGGCUGCCUUUGAGGACGUGACAGACCAGGAGAUGCAAUCUGGCAAAGGGAUGCAUUUCAGCAUUCACUGCUACAAAACCACCACGCCCUUAGCAGGGUUGCCCGUGGCCUUCAGUGUCCAAGUGGAAGACAAAAGUUAUUACAUGUGUUGUGAGAGGGAAAGUGGAGAAAUGAUUGUUAGGUUCAAGGAAGGAGAAAUUCCCAAAGAAAUUCCUGGUGAAAGCAACAUCAUCUUUUUCAAAAAGACAUUUACAUCUUGCUCCUCCAAAGCCUUUAAGUUUGAAUACUCAAUGGAACAAGGAAUGUUCUUGGCCUUUGAGGAAGAAGGCUACUUGAGAAAAUUAAUCCUAAAGAAACUGUCAAAAGAUGAAGUGGACGAAACCAUGAAGAUCAGUUUAUGUUAAGUUGAGUCAGAAUGAAAAUCACAACAUAUGAUGGAACACUUCAACAGUUUUAAAAUACAGCUUGGUUUUUACAGAGAAGAAACUUUAGUCUGUCUUUAU
Vidua chalybeata is the source of this 1165-nucleotide messenger RNA. It is a transcript of the gene IL18, whose product is annotated as interleukin 18. Gene Ontology annotation, molecular function: cytokine activity. Gene Ontology annotation, biological process: immune response; inflammatory response. The coding region runs from base 500 to 1066 and encodes 188 amino acids. The record is from RefSeq and is a predicted model, not a curated record. The transcript is spliced from 5 exons. NCBI's taxonomy places the organism in Eukaryota, Metazoa, Chordata, Aves, Passeriformes, Viduidae.